This is a messenger RNA of Chlorocebus sabaeus (green monkey), 2097 nucleotides long. It is a transcript of the gene C8H8orf58, whose product is annotated as chromosome 8 C8orf58 homolog. The record is from RefSeq and is a predicted model, not a curated record. Lineage: Eukaryota; Metazoa; Chordata; Mammalia; Primates; Cercopithecidae.
CCCCGCCCUCCGCCCCCCAGCCCCGCUGGGAGUGUCCGGGGGCCGCGCCCAGCUGGGUCGGGACGGGACGCGCGCCCUGAGCUGCCCGCGCUCCACGGGGACUCGGGCCGGGAUCCUCGGGAGGCUGCAGCGGCCGGGGCCGGGAGCGGGCCAUGAUGGGCCGGCGGCGCGCCUUCGCCGUGGACGGCCGGGAUGGGCCUGGCGAGGGCCUGGCACGGGGCUGCAUAGUGCCUGGAGUCACCAGCACCUACAGACGGAUCCCGGACGCCACCCACGGGUGCUCAUCCUGGGAGAGAGGUGACAAGCUCAGAGGUGUCAACAGGGAGGCGCUGUUUCUCAAACUGGCUUCCCGGGACUCAGGAGUGGAGAUGGCAGUUGGGGACAGCCCCCUGGCUGCCUUACCGGGCCUUUCUCAGGACUCCCUGGACUUUGAAUCCUCAGGGGGUCCCGAGCCCCCGGCCCAUGUAGACCAGCUCCUGGCCAGCCAGAAGCUGGGGCAAGUGCUGGAGCGUUCCCACCGGCUCCCAACAGCUCCCGCUAGCUUGUCAGGACAACACUGCUGCCUGCGGCCGCCCAGCAAGUGCGAGCGUGAAGUACCCCUUUUUGGAGCAGGGGAACCGGAGUCCAUGGAGGCAGACACAGACCUAGAGGCAGGCCUGGAGGAAGAGGCGGUGGGGGGCCUGAGGCCUGGAGCCUGGGCCUGCCUCCCUGGGCAGGGUCUUCGCUAUCUGGAACACCUGUGCCUAGUGCUGGAGCAGAUGGCAAGGCUCCAGCAGCUCUACCUUCAGCUGCAGAUCCAGAGGCCCCCAGGGGAUCCCGGUGAGGAGGAGUCAGCCCGAGCCCCUUUACCGUCCCCGUUACACACCCCAGGUAAUGGGGGGCAGCGGCCAUGGGAGCUGCUAAGCCAGACAGAGCAGACAGGGGCAAAGGCUGCUUCACCCCCAAAGGUGGAGGUGCCCAGCGCCAACCCUCCCAGGCUGCCAGAAACCCCAGUGGAGCCAGCGUACCACUUGCCAUCCUCCCAGGGACACAAGCGGGAUUUCUCCCACUGGGACAAGGUCAAGGUCCUGCUCAACCGGAUCUGCCGGAGAAGCCACCACCACCCUGAGCCCCCUGCCCCUCCUGAUGGCUCUGACCCCAGGAUCGAGUCCAGGGACCUCCCUGAAAGGCCUCAGUGCCGCCCCCACCGGAAAACCUUUAUGCCGUCAUUAGUGGUUAAGAAACAACGAGCAAAACCUUUCUGUAGGCUGAGACCUCUCGGUGCACCUGGUGACCCUGGGUGGAGGGGACUUGCUGUGAAGUCUUCCUCGCCGUUUGCCCUGUUGCUGCUUCUCCACAUUGCCAGGAAAAGCUGCUGACGCCUGCCCUCCUCUCUUGAGUGGAGGGUGAAUCUUUCUCCUCUAAGCAGUCUGGUCAGGAGCCCUGGUUUCUUGAGAGGCCCCCAAGAUGCGGCAGCUCCAGGGCUGUUCCUCCUCACCAGAAAUCCCUGGGCUUCCACAAUGUGAACUCACUCAUUAUCAGGUGUCCAUGGAGUGUUUUUGACACGGUGACCUGUCUGGGCCCAGCAUGUUGCAGAUGUGUAUUUAUGCACAAUGGUAUGCAUAUCUCUGUGUGACUGUCAGUGUUGCAAGCUGGCUGGAUCCAACCAUCUCUUCUGAAAUAAUGCAUCCAAAGGGCUGAUAUUCUGGGGGAGGUCACUGCAGAAGGAUGGAACUGACCUUUAUUCCCCAGUGGGCAGUUACUGAGCUUUCUGCCUCAGAGCCGUGCUGGCAGCCCUGGGACAGAGAACGGUGUGGCUUUGACUGCCUCUGCAUGGAGUCUUGCCCCAGACUCCUGAAGACUGCACCAGAAAUGAGGAAGAUCAGGGACAACCUGGGAACAGAAGAAUAACUUUCAAAGCCAGUGCUCAGCUUCUCUCCCCCGUGCUAGCGUUUACAGGCCCUAACUCAAACCAGAUGCCUGUACUAGUUUUUAGACCCUAAAUCAACCUUUCUGAGCCACAGUUUCCAGCUGGGAAUAAUGAUGCCUGCCCUACCUACCUCACAGACUUGUUAUGAGGAUAAAGUGAGAUUAAACUGCCUCAAAGUGCUUUGUAAA